Molecule: messenger RNA, 1672 nt
Organism: Umbelopsis ramanniana AG
Lineage: Eukaryota; Fungi; Mucoromycota; Umbelopsidomycetes; Umbelopsidales; Umbelopsidaceae
Exons: 8
Coding region: 285-1448 (387 amino acids)
Biological process (GO): phospholipid metabolic process
Molecular function (GO): glycerophospholipase activity
Source: RefSeq, a predicted model, not a curated record
GAUGAUCACCUCACAUGACUGGGAGCUGGAAUCCAUUGAGGAAAAAGUCCUCCGUAAGUAUGGUAAAUUCACUGGAAUCACUUCCAGCAAAACUCCAAAGUCUCCGGAAAUCAAGAAGGAAUUGACUGUAAAGGAUAAAAUCAGAGCUGCGCAAAAAGCAAAGAAGCGAUCAUAGAUGAGAACCCAAAAAAUAAAAAAAAUUCCGGGCCAUGUGACCUUUUGAGCAUUGUCAACUUGUCCGCGGGGACAUUCAUUCAAUUUCGAAUCUCUUUUUCCUUCUUCUUAUGGUUUUUUCAUACUUGGCAGCACUAUUGCCCUUUCUUCCCUUGAAGCAAACCCCAAUAACAACGACAUCUGUCCUCAUUCCCUAUACAACUGAGUGGGUCCAUGCUUUAGAGCAACUCUACAACGUUUUUCCACACUCAUCCAACUCUACAAAGUCAGACGCAUGCUUAUUCGAUGUACCAAAGUUCAACUGCACAUCAUUUUACUGGGAGGAUGGUAUAGCAAAGAGAGAUGUUCGACAUUUGCGCCCUCAGGAUAUCAAAGCUGUCAUAUCUAUCGGAGAUAGUAUAUCGGCUGGCUUCGGUAUGCAGACAGCGAGGCCACCUUUUGGGACGGUUUGGGAGUACCGUGGAAAAGUUUUUAGCUCUGGAUCCGACCCCGAUGAGUACACCAUUGCAAAUUUUCUCUCGAGUUAUACGGAUACUAAAGGUGGACCAGCUGGCAUUACUAUGCCACUGGCGAGAGGAAAAGGACUGAAUGGUGCAAUAAGUGGCGGCGUGGUUCAAACGUUGGACGAAGAAGUGACUCGACUGGUACAUCAAUUGUCACAUAAAGAAUACGCAGAUAUACGGGAUGACUGGAAAUUGAUCACAGUAUUAAUUGGUGCCAACAAUUUGUGUGGAUUAUGCGCAGCGCCAUCGACGGGCUUACCAGACCAAGCAACUGCAGACGCUUUCGAACAUCAUUUAAGGCUGGCCUUGGAACGAUUGAGAACCGAAAUUGGGCAUACUUUUGUCAACUUAAUGGCUAUGUUUAGCGUUUCGGUAGUGUAUGACGCCGCGCGGGGUGAGCAAUAUUGCGAGUUCUUGAUGGACAAGUCAAAUAUGUAUAUCUGCCCAUGUGCUCAGGGUACGGAUGAAGAUCGAAGAGCGGCCGAUGAUAUGGUGAAAGAAUAUAAUCUUCGUAUGUAUAAAGUAGCCGAUGAAUUUCAGAUAUAUGAUGACUUUACGGUAGUGGUGCAGCCAGCAUUGACGGCGUUUGAUGUUGCAAAGUACAAACAAGCGUAUUUCAGUGGAAUGGACUGCUUCCAUCCCAAUCUCUGUGCAAAUCAAAUAAUGGCCAUAGCUUUAUGGAAUAAUAUGUUCUCGACAGAAAAGCAUCGACCCGUAGAUGCCAGUGAAAUCAAUAUCGAUUGUCCAAGCGCGUACGACUAUAUCCAGUAGCUGCUCAGACGUUACACAGCCAUUUUGUACCAUCGUACAAGAACUAAUAAUAUAUAAAAAUGAAUCCCAAUCCAUCUUAAGCUAUUGUAUCUUCUCUUGGCUGCCAAUGUUUCGUUCAAAGUCGACUGUGAACGACCCGGUCAUCACCUCGUCCCUGGAUUCCGGAAAGGCGUCCAUCGUGCGCAGGGCUACCGAACCAUCGCUUUCAUCUCCAUCUACACCUC